GUUCAACUGGGAGGUGAGAUGCCAGCGAUGUUGAAGUUUCUUGUACAGGCAAAGCAAGCUGGAAAUGUACAGCUGCAGUUUUUUAUAACCAGCCAACCGGACUUUCAUCCAAACGAAGAUUUUUUUCGGAAAUCGCGGAUGAUCGCAAGGUCUUGGUAUUGGACAAGGCUGAUCCAACCGCUCUCAAGCGGGAUUUGGAGUCCUACAUAAGUGUCAGAUUUGUAACCAUCCAGCAAAAGCCCGCUUUCUGUCUAGAUUCUAGCUGGCCUGGAAAUGGGCCGAUUAAGGAGCUCGCUGAAAAUGCUUUUCCAUUAUUCAUUUUUGCUUCAACCACUUGCAACUUCAUCGGUGAAGGUACGGGGAACCCAAGGAAACGCCUUGGUGACUUUUUAUCGGUAUUACAAGAGCCAAAAGUUUCUGAGCCAGUUAGAUCAGACGUACUGGCCUAUUCUGAGUCAAUUCGAUGAUGACCAAGAAACGUUGGACACCUUCCACAAAGUCGUUGGGAGCUUGAUAGUUCUUCCCGCACCACUCACGGUCAAGACUCUUGACGUUAUAAUCAACGAAGACGAGGGAACCAUCAAUCCCAUCCUCCACUUUCUCCACUCUGUAUUCUUUAUACCUUUAACUGCUGAUGAGAAGUUCAAAUGCGGCAUUUGUCUUUCAGAGACCAUCUCAUAGACCCUCCUGCAAACGGCAAUCCAUUCCGAGUGGAUGAGAAAAAUGCUCAUCGGGAGCUGGGCCAUGGAUGUAUUGCUGCAAUGGGCAAAGGACUUUAAGGAUU
Aspergillus glaucus CBS 516.65 is the source of this 784-nucleotide messenger RNA. RefSeq lists its product as uncharacterized. The coding region runs from base 274 to 681 and encodes 135 amino acids. The transcript has 2 exons. The record is from RefSeq and is a predicted model, not a curated record. Lineage: Eukaryota; Fungi; Ascomycota; Eurotiomycetes; Eurotiales; Aspergillaceae.